This is a messenger RNA of Phragmites australis (common reed), 1121 nucleotides long. RefSeq names its product probable calcium-binding protein CML32. Gene Ontology annotation, molecular function: calcium ion binding. The record is from RefSeq and is a predicted model, not a curated record. The coding region runs from base 218 to 811 and encodes 197 amino acids. Lineage: Eukaryota; Viridiplantae; Streptophyta; Magnoliopsida; Poales; Poaceae. The transcript has a single exon.
UCAAUUUGCCGGCGGAGUGGAACGAAAAGGAAGUGCUCACCGAUUCGCUCCGCGUCCCCCGGACGCGCUCGUCCCAUCGCCAUAGGUGGCGACGCGCGCGCUGGGUUCCUCCCCGCUAUAAACAGCCAAAGCUCUCGGCAACGGCACGAGAGAAGGAGAGCAACUCGACCGAUCGAUCGCUCAAGGGCAGGCAGGCAGGCAGGCUAACUAGGAUCGAAUGGACACGGAGCAGAGCGUGGCGGCGGUGAAGCCGAUGCUGGCCAAGGCGGCGCCCUCGGCGUCGUUCCGGCUCCGCAACGGCAGCCUCAACGCGGUGCGCCUGCGCCGCGUCUUCGACCUCUUCGACCGCAACGGCGACGGCGAGAUCACCGUCGACGAGCUGUCGCAGGCGCUGGACGCGCUCGGCCUCGACGCUGACCGCGCCAGCCUGGUCGACACCGUCGGCGCCUACGUCCCCGAGGGCGCCGCGGGGCUCCGCUUCGAGGACUUCGACGCCCUCCACCGCGCGCUCGGCGACGCCUUCUUCGGCUCGCUGGCGGACCAGGACGACGCGGCGGACGAGAAGGGCGGCAAGGGGGAGGACGACGAGGAGGAGAUGAAGGAGGCGUUCAAGGUGUUCGACGUGGACGGCGACGGCUUCAUCUCGGCCGCCGAGCUGCAGGAGGUGCUCAAGAAGCUGGGACUCCCCGAGGCCAGCAGCAUGGCCAACGUGCGGGAGAUGAUCUGCAACGUCGACCGCGACAGCGACGGCCGCGUCGAUUUCGGCGAGUUCAAGUGCAUGAUGCAGGGGAUCACCGUCUGGGGCGCCUGAUCGAUGAUCAACUCCAGGCCCAUAAACACGGGGAAGAAGAGAAGAUAUCGCAAGCUCAGUAGGUUCUUAACUAUUCCAAAGGCUCCGUAUUUUGUCAGCGUGUACGUACGAUCUUAAGAUUCUUACCUAGUUGGCUGUGUGUGUCAGAACGCAGGGCCUCAUCUUGUGGCCUUAAUCUAGUGGUGAUGCUAAAAAAACGGCUUCUGUCAGUUCCAAAAUUUUAUCAAGCUUAGCUACUCAUGGGCCAAUCGGCUUUCGAAUAUUUUCUGCCGGCCAAGUUCAUAGAAGUUUAACCUAAUUGAUACCAAAA